UACUUCAAGAGAGACGCCGACGAACUCGAGUCGUGGAUCAAUGAGAAGCUGCAGACCGCGAGCGACGAGUCCUAUAGGGAUCCGACCAAUCUUCAGGCUAAGAUCCAGAAGCAUCAGGCUUUCGAGGCCGAAGUGGCCGCCCAUAGCAACGCUAUCGUGCACUUGGAUCAGAUCGGCUACGAGAUGAUCAAUCAGCAACACUUCGCCACCGAUGUUAUCAGACACCGUUUGGACGAAUUGCACCGACUCUGGGAACUACUGCUCUCUAAAUUGGCCGAUAAAGGUCUUAAGCUACAGCAGGCGCUCGUAUUGGUGCAGUUCCAGCGCCAGUGCGAUGAAGUGAUGUUUUGGAUUAAGGAUAAGGAACAGCUGGUGGCCACCGAUGAGAUCGGACAGGACUUAGAGCACGUGGAGCUCUUGCAGCGCAAGUUCGAUGAGUUCCAAAAGGAUAUGGCCUCACAGGAGAGCCGUAUUGUGGAUGUGAACGAACAGGCGGACCAACUGAUCCGCGAUCAACACCCGGAGCUCGAGCUGGUGGUGAAGCGCAAAGACGAGUUGAACGAGUCGUGGCAACGCCUUCGGCAGCUGACUCUCCUCAGACAGGAGAAGCUAUUCGGCGCCCACGAGAUCCAGCGUUUCAAUCGAGACGCCAACGAAACCAUCGCUUGGAUUACCGAAAAGGAUGUCGUCCUCUCCAGCGAUGAUUACGGCCGCGAUUUGGUCUCCGUUCAGACCCUUCAGAGAAAACAUGAGGGCAUUGAACGCGAUUUGGCCGCACUGUCGGACAAAGUGGACACUUUGGGACAGGAGGCCCACCGGUUGUGCGGUAUUCACGAAGACCUGGCCGACCAGACACGCGCUAAACACUCGGAGAUUGUGAGCACUUGGGAACAGUUGAAGUCCAAGGCUCUGGAUCGACGCCGCCGUCUGGACGAGUCGUAUCUAUUGCACCAGUUUUUGGCCGAUUUCCGGGAUCUUAUCUCUUGGGUUCACGACAUGAAAGCCAUUAUAUCGGCCGACGAGUUGGCCAAAGACGUGGCGGGCGCUGAGGCCUUACUGGAGAGACAUCAGGAACAUUGGGGCGAAAUCGACGCGCGCGCCGACAGCUUCCGCGUGAGCGGAGAGGCCGGUCAUCGACUUCUGGAGCAAAACAUCUCCAGAGACGAAGUGAACGAAAAACUGAUCCAAUUGUCGAACGAGAAGCAAUCGUUGACCGCUCUCUGGGAGGACAGACGUAUUCUAUACGAACAG
Molecule: messenger RNA, 1251 nt
Organism: Medioppia subpectinata
Lineage: Eukaryota; Metazoa; Arthropoda; Arachnida; Sarcoptiformes; Oppiidae
Source: the annotation of a GenBank genome assembly